AAGAAAAAAUGACUCGUUAGAUUCGAUUAACUAUCGAUGCCUACAUCUAGUUCGGUUUUAAUGCAUGAACAAACCAAACAAGGCGACGUUUUGUAGGCAAAAGGAAAGGGAGUGAAAAACCAAACGAAUCUCGGCGCAUUCACUAUUCUGCUCUGCGUCUAUGGUAACAACAGAUGGACUCGCUGCGCCUGUGUGCCACUGCCGGAGUCGACAGUGCAUUUGUUGGUGAGGGAACGACCGCAAAGGCGGAAGAAGGCGCAUCAGCAGUCAGAUUGGAAGCUAACUGGUUGUUGCAAGAUGCUUGUAAACGACAGUUAUCUGCACGGGAUUUAACAAUUAGCCAACUUUCAAGUUUGAGCACCUGAAUGGAGCAACAAGUCCUGAACCAAGAUUUAGAUUAAAAAAUAUAUAUAUAUUCAACACAAGCUCAGAUAAGACGGAUAAUGGCGAGCAGAAGAAAAUCAACAACGCCUUGCAUGGUCCCUCCUGUUCAAAUGGUGGAUUCAGACCCUGACAUGGAGGUCGUUACAGAGGGAGAGGCUGAGGGGGCCGCUAACUGUCCUGUGGAAAACUCAACUGAAAGCAUCCCGAAUGAGGAGGACUCACAGGCCAUCGACCACUUCAUUAAAACUAUGGACUCGAGUACGGCAGAAGGAGGUUAUGAGUGCAAGUACUGCAGCUUUCAGACCUCACAGCUCAAUAUGUUUACCUUGCACGUGGACACUGAGCACCCAAAUAUAGUUCUAAACUCAUCUUAUGUGUGUGUUGAGUGUGACUUUCACACCAAGAGGUAUGAUGCAUUGUUGGAGCAUAAUGCACGCCACCACCCUGGAGAAGACAAUUUCACCAGGACUAUGGUGAAACGUAACAAUCAAACCAUCUUUGAGCAGAGAGUCAAUGACUUGACCUUUGAUGGCAGUUUUGUUAAGGUUGAGGAGGAUGAGGACACAUCCUGUAAGGGUAUUGCCCUAAGCAAAACGCCAAUCAUGAAGAUCAAGAGUAGGGCGGAGGCCAAGAAGUUUACAGGGUCACACAAAAUGGCAGAUUACAGUGUCAUUAAAGUGGAGAGUGAUGGGGAGGAAGAGACGGAGGAGGUGGUCCCCCCUCCUGUCACCCCCAAUGUAGUGGCUGUGUCGACCCCUCUGACCAUUCAACCUAUUCAGCAAAGCAUAAUGAUCAACAGCCCAAACGUGCUCCAAAUAAAGACUAGUAACUCAGCCACAAUGCUCCCCCCAGGGACAUUGGCUCAAGUUCUGUCUGCCUUACAGAAUCAGCAGACCUCCCAGACCCAGCUCCUCAUCCCGGUCAGUAGUAUCCCCACAUACAAUGGGGCCAUGGACAAUAAUGUCCUGCUGGUCAGCGCCUACAACAGGUUCCCUUACCCAUCUGUGUCAGAAAUCAUGGGUCUAGCAGCCCAAACCAAGUUCACAGAGGAGCAAAUAAAGGUGUGGUUCUCUGCUCAGCGGCUGAAGCACGGUGUGAGCUGGACCCCAGAGGAGGUGGAGGAGGCCAGGAGGAAGAAGUUUAAUGGCUCAGUGCAGGCGGUGCCACAGACCAUCACUGUCAUCCCAGCCAAUUUUGCAACAGCAGCCAAUGGCCUGCAGUCCAUCUUUCAGACUUGUCAGAUUGUAGGGCAACCAGGGAUGGUUUUGACUCAGGUAGGGGGUGGCAACGCUGUCCCUGUGGCCUCACCCAUCACGUUAGCUGUAGCUGGGGUCCCCAACCCCAGAACCAGUGUCAGUAAGGUGCCAGAACCCUCCACCUCUGAGACUGCUUCUCCACUCAGUCCCGAUUCCCUGGGAGCGCGACCUAAAAAAUCCAAGGAGCAGCUAGCAGAGCUGAAGGCCAGUUACCUAAGGAGACAGUUUGCCACUGAGGCAGAAAUCUCUCGGUUGAUGAAGGUCACUAACCUCACCAAAAGAGCAAUAAAGAAGUGGUUCAGCGACACACGCUAUAACCAACGCAACUCAAAGGACCACCACGGCGUUGCCUUAAAUGACAUUUCAGUCAGCGCCAACAGUAAUGACGGCAGCAGCAGCACAGCCAUUGUGAUCGACUCCAGCGACGAAGCCAGUGAAUCCUCUCCGACAACCCAAGGGCCCAUUUAUGAUCCACGAAUCAAGUUCCGCCACGCCUUUCCUGACUUCACACCUCAGAAGUUCAAGGAAAAGACUCCGGAGCAGCUUCUGCUUUUGGAGGCCAGCUACCAGACGUCUGACACACCUAGCGAUGAGGAGCUAAGUAGGCUUAGGAUGGAGACUAAACUGACUAGGCGAGAGGUGGACGCCUGGUUCUCCGAGAGGAGAAAAAUGCCAGUGGACUCUGAUGGCACAGAGGAGCCGGAGAGUGAACGGAUCAAAGCGCCUUCCUCUGGGCAAGAGGCUCAGACUCCACCCAGCGGCCGAAAGAUAAUGAAGAAAACCCCAGAGCAGCUCCACGUCCUGAAAAGCACCUUUGUUCGUACCCAGUGGCCCUCUGCUGAAGAGUACGACAAGAUGGCAGAGGAGAGCGGGUUACCCAGAACCUACAUUGUUAACUGGUUUGGAGACACCCGGUAUGCCUGCAAGAACAGCAACCUGAAGUGGUACUACUUGUACCAGAGUGGAAAAGUUAACGAGGCAAUGAACGGAGGUGAACUUAAGAAGAAGCCACGGAAACGCUUUCGAGGUUGGUCCAGGAGGACGAGGCGGCCAUACCCCUGCAAACAAACAACCCCUGCCAUCAAAGUCAAGACGGGUAAAGAGAUUUUAAAGGAGCACUACCUCAAGCAUAAGGUCUUAAAUGAGAAAGAUUUGGAUGAACUGGUGGCCAAGUCCAGUAUGAGCUAUGAGCAGGUGCGGGACUGGUUUGCGGAGAUCAGCAGGAGGGAAGAGAAAGGCCUUGACCCUUUCAGUGACGGUGAAGAGGAGACGCAUGGCGACAGUGAGGCAGAGAUGGAAGUGAAAGAGCAAGGGGAUGUCGUCACUGAUGAAAAAAAUAAUGACAACGAUAACAAAGAUGAUGAAAAUAACAAUGAUGAAGUUGAUAAUAAUGACAAUGAAACCACGGAAGAGCCUCAAUGUAUCGAGCAAUCACAGCCGGAGUCAGAGGAUCAGUGAUUAAAGAAUUCACAAUGUUUGCCUACAGAAAAGGAGAUGAAAAACACAGGUGAAAUGUACUAAGUGUUUGUGUUAUACUGCAUGGACCAACCAGACACAAAGAAACAAGAGAAGGUGUAUGAUGCCAAAUAAUUUUAGCAAGGAAUAAUAGAUACAUACAGUAUGUUUUACCUUUGUUUAAAAUACUAUUUGGUCUUUUGGGACAUUUUAGUCAUAUUUGACCUUGCUAUCUUUACUAAAUCCAAGACAUGUCAAUGAGGUUAAACCUCACCUUUUUCUUGUAGGUUAUGUGAUAACAUUGAACCGUUUUUUUAAAUUGUGAAAUUGUGUCAAGGUUCAAGGGAAUUUCCCAUGUAUUUUCUUUGAUGUACUGACAAAACGGUUUUUAAAACCUCACAGAUUUGUGAAUAUUACUUAAAUCAGUGCCAUCUGUUUUUGGGUUAUGUUUUAAAUGGAACCAGUGCUUUAGUUCUACAAAACUGUUUUUAUAUGUAUUCAAGUUCUUUGUUAGUCUUAAAUCACAAAAUAUGGAGUAAGCUUGGUUAAUAUUAUGCUCAGUUUUUUGGGGUGUCCUUUUUUGUGUGUUGGCUUUCCAAAUGAAAAAGGCAUGUGUGCUGUAAUUCAGGACUUAGUAAACAUUACCUCAGUCUUUUAAGCUAUGAGUUGAAGAAAGUGACUGUUCAUUUUAGAUGCGUUAUAAAAAAUACACAUGAAACAUCUUCAUUCACAAUUUGCUUCAGAUGGCAGUUUUUUUUCUAAAGUAAGUAACUUGUGCUUUCCCCCCCCCCCAAAUUACGGGUUAAAAUCUUUCAGGUGUACAAUGACAAUAUAUAUAGAGUGAAGAUACCACAAGCACUUGGUAUGGUUCCUUUAUAAAUCGAGAGCCAAUUUUACUUCAGUUAACUUUUUAAACUUUUUUCCUCUGCUUAUCUUCCUCUUAUCUUCAAGGACUAUGCUAAAAUCUGGAUGUACAGGUUAUAUGCAACUGUACAUCAAAUAACAAUCAAUUGAGGGUGAUGGUGAAUUGUAAAUUAUUGUUUUGGUUCUCUGUUUUUAGUAGACAGAGAACCUUAUAAAUUCUGUACUAUGAUAAGCCUUUUGCCAUCCUUAAUUGCUGUAAUAAUUGACAUGUAUGAUUAGUCUAUUUAUUAUAUCUUUCAUGAAUACUUUUUAUCCGAAGCUAAAAUAAACUGUCAAGAAAAUGUAUUUAGUUUCAGACCAGUGGUUUUGCAGGGAAGAAACAGAUUUUUAGUAGUCAAUGUCAAGCUAUAGGAAAACUGCAACUAACUGUAAGCCUUUGAGAUCAACUAAAAUACUAAAUGUAUCAUUUGUUUUACAGUCAGACAAUACAUUUUGUUUCUGACAUGCUUCUUAUUAGUGUGGACAACACUGCCCCCUGAUUUUUGACUUUUGUGCAAUUAUUGUUCGAUCUACUACAAACUCAACAUGAGUAUUGAUGCAAUUGCGUUCCACAAUUUGUCUUAACUGACAUGCCAUUUCAGAAGUAUUUUAAUAUAGACAUCUACGCAGCAAAACAUACUUGAGGGAAAUAUGAUUUUAAUAAGAUAUUGGAUGUCAUUAUUUGAA
Molecule: messenger RNA, 4685 nt
Organism: Salvelinus namaycush (lake trout)
Lineage: Eukaryota; Metazoa; Chordata; Actinopteri; Salmoniformes; Salmonidae
Product: zinc fingers and homeoboxes protein 1-like
Exons: 3
Coding region: 444-3098 (884 amino acids)
Biological process (GO): regulation of transcription by RNA polymerase II
Cellular component (GO): nucleus
Molecular function (GO): DNA binding; DNA-binding transcription factor activity, RNA polymerase II-specific
Source: RefSeq, a predicted model, not a curated record